Macrosiphum euphorbiae (potato aphid) is the source of this 309-nucleotide messenger RNA. Lineage: Eukaryota; Metazoa; Arthropoda; Insecta; Hemiptera; Aphididae. The record is from the annotation of a GenBank genome assembly.
AUGCUGGCGGCUGCCAAUAGACAGCUCGAGUGCCUUAAGUACGCACACGACCGGGGCUGUCCAUGGGACGAGUCGGUAUGUGAGUACGCCACGGCCAACAGCAACCUGGAGUGCUUUAGGUACGCCCGAGAAAAGGGUUGUCCAUGGGACUUGUACGCGUGUGAAAAAACGGCCAGAAGUAGGCAAUUUGUGUGUCUGGCGUACCUUAAAGACAACGGCUGCCUUUGGGACAUGUCCACGUGUGACGAGGCAGCGUCAAACGGGCACGGCCAAUGUCUGGAAUACGAGCUGGAAAACGGUUGCGAGUAG